AAAGGGUUUGGUGCCAUUUGCCCUCCGGCCUCCUCCUCCGCAAGCGCUAAUAAACGGCAGGCACCAAUCUCGGAGGCGACGUCCAGACGCGCAAGGGAGAGGAAGGGGGUAGCCGCAUCACUCGCGAGCGACAGAGACAAGGGCCGGACACGCACACACCGACAGCGCGAGCGAGAUCCCCCCCUCUCCCCACGCCGGAUCCGAUCUGACCUGACCUCGCUGCCGCCGGCCGGAGAAGGGAGAAGAGGAAGACAGCGAGAUGGCUCCCGUGUCGGCGCUUGCCAAGUACAAGCUGGUCUUCCUCGGCGACCAGUCCGUCGGCAAGACUAGUAUCAUCACCCGCUUCAUGUACGACAAGUUCGACAACACCUACCAGGCUACCAUCGGUAUUGACUUCCUGUCAAAGACAAUGUACCUUGAAGAUAGAACCGUGAGACUCCAGCUCUGGGAUACAGCUGGUCAGGAAAGAUUCAGGAGUUUAAUUCCAAGCUAUAUCAGAGACUCUUCAGUUGCUGUCAUCGUAUAUGAUGUUGCAAGCAGGCAGUCUUUCCUAAAUACUUCAAAGUGGAUAGAGGAAGUCCGCACUGAGAGGGGCAGUGAUGUUAUCAUUGUGCUUGUCGGGAACAAAACUGACCUUGUCGACAAGAGGCAAGUCUCGAUAGAGGAAGCAGAAGCCAAGGCAAAGGACCUCGGUGUGAUGUUCAUUGAAACCAGUGCUAAAGCUGGUUUUAAUAUUAAGGCGCUGUUCCGUAAGAUUGCGGCUGCACUUCCUGGAAUGGAGACCCUUUCAUCGGCGAAGCAGGAAGACAUGGUUGACGUGAACCUGAAGUCUGGCAAUGCGAACUCGUCCCAGUCUCAGGCGCAAGCUGGGGGAUGCAGUUGUUAGCUCCAGUCCCUAACACUCACUGCUCAUGAUCUCGAGACCCUAUACCGUCAGAAAGCAUCCCUUCUGCUGUUUCUCUCAGGAAGGAGAGUUGAUUGUCUGUCGCCAGUGAAUCCUGAGACUCUUGGUUCAGUGAACGGACAAAACACCAUUUGCAUUGGAAAGAUACUUUUCAUGAGUUUCUAGUAUCUUCCCCGUGGCCUAAGCUAGGAACAGUGUAUAGUUGGGUUGGCACUGUGAACUCCUGUCAUUCGAGUUGAGUAUUAGAGUUAGUGAUUUCAUGUUGAACUUAUAUUUUCAUCUCCAUCUUGUUGCAGUUAGCCUGAGUCCUGUUUGCUAUGGGGUACUACAUAUAUAUUGGAAUUUUUGUAAGCUAUAAUAAGGCCUGCAUUGAAAUGUUUCAAUUCUUGAAAAAAUUGAGUUGGACGGUGGAA
Phragmites australis (common reed) is the source of this 1317-nucleotide messenger RNA. Its product is annotated as ras-related protein RABH1b. The coding region runs from base 260 to 886 and encodes 208 amino acids. Lineage: Eukaryota; Viridiplantae; Streptophyta; Magnoliopsida; Poales; Poaceae. The transcript is spliced from 6 exons. Gene Ontology annotation, molecular function: GTPase activity; GTP binding. The record is from RefSeq and is a predicted model, not a curated record.